UCUCGGCUCCCCACGCUGACGAAAGCUGUGCUGUCGACGCUGGCGCAGGAGCUGCUUUUUUUCAGGGGAGAACCGCAGCAAACCUGUGUGACCCCGGGGCUCUCGGUAAGCGGAAGCUGGCCGAAGCCGCCUGCUCACUUCUCCGAAGUUGGGCAACGGCAUCGUCUGUCCCCUCGUGCUUCCCAAAAAUCAGCCUGGCCCUCUGACGAAGCCACCUGCCAAGCUUCCUCGGCUCCCGGCAGUGAGCAAGCGCUGUUUCCAGCACUGGUGCCCCCAGCCUGCUCCCUUUGAUGCUGGGGGGUCCUGAGGCUGCAGGGAUGGGGAGAGGAGCGGAAGGUCCUAAAGGACCGGCAUCGCUCGUGCGGGACGGGUGCGCUUUGGAGGGUCCUGCUGCCCCAUGUGGUGCUGAGCUGAUGCCGAGGGUCCCCUGGGCAAACCUCCCUGCAGCUGGGGGCACAGCAGAAGGGGUUGGGACGCUCGCAAGGGUUAAUACAGGGAGGGGGGAACAGCCUCCCUUAUCCCCUUCUUCCCAAAGCGCUUCCAGCGGGCAAAUCCUUCUUCCAGCACAGGGGGACCCAGCCCGCCCGGCCCCUUCCUCUACCACCCCGAGCGGCUUUCUGAGAACGGGAAGCCGGGGCGACGUAGGAAGCUGCGGUGGGUGACACAACGCCCCAUCCGCUGCCCGUGGGGGCAGUGCCAGGGAAAGCACCCUAUAAAUUCGCCCUCGGCCUGCCGUGCCUCCCCAGUCGGCGGAGGCAGCCGAGGCGGAGGUGAGCGAAGCAGGGCCGGGUCAACCCAGCUGAUUUCUCCUAGCAAGCGGGCGAGCUUCUUCCUCGGGGGCCGUGCUGGAGAGAGCCUGAAGGGGAAGGGAGAGUGACUGCAGCUUGUUUCUGGGUGCGUUUCUGUCUCGUUUGCAGCUGGCAGAGCCCAGCACCCCUCUUUUAGCGCUGCGGGUGGCUGCUGCUAAUUUCCCUGCGACAGGGGCAGUUUUCUGUCCCCGCUGCCUGGAUGCCGGGUGGGGAGCAGGGGCUGCCCCUGCGGGGAGGCUGAGCACAUAGAAAGAGUUUGAUUUAAAAUUUUAAGCAGACGGUACAGGGCUACGAGGAGAAAAUACGGAGAAGCUGGGGACGCUGGGGCUGUGAAGGUGCAAAAGCUUUUCUUAGAUGGAGAGGCGUUGGCUAGAAAUGAAAACGGAUCUCGAUGGUUAAAGAUGUAGGCUCUGUGGGCAGGACCCCAGGGUGGCGCAGGGCCGGCGCCGGCGAGCACUGCCCGGGGGAUGCUGACCCUGCUCGUCUGGGUGUAAGCUCUCUGGGUAUGGCCAACACCAAAUUAAUUUUCAUAAAUCAAGCCAAAACACCUCUUGCUAAUGCGGAGCGAGAUGUGCCAGUCCUGCUGCUACCAAUGUCUCUGUGCGUGCCCGUGCUGGUCUGCACGAGCGGCCGCGGUGCCAGGCGAAGCAGAGGAAGCGAAAGAGAUAGAAGGGGCUGUAGGAGAGUUGGAGGGUGGUGUGCCCUGUUAAAGCUGUUCCUUAGGGCGGCAGGAGUGGAAGAGCCGCAUCCAGCUGAUCUCCAAGCAGUGCCCGAGGCUCAUCUCCACCAAACGCCGCCAGCCCCCAUCCUCCGCGGCCAAGCCCCUUGUUGCCAACAUGGACAUCGUGGAGAGGGUCUUCUCCCUGUCCCAGGCCAUCCACGCCCAACUCGAGCAGGUGAAGUGCUGUAAGCACCAGUGCCAGCGCCUCGUGGAGCGCAUCCAGAUCCUGCUGGAGCCCGUGAGGAUCCUCAAGGCUCAGCCGCCACAGCACAUCUCCCACCAAGAAGAGGAACUGUUGAAGAAGCUGCUCCGAGCACUGGGGGAAGCCCAGAAACUGGUGAUGAAAUACAGCCAGACAAGCUGGAUCCAUAAGUUCCUGAGAGCCCGCAGCACCGGCGAGGAGUUCGCCUGGGUGAACGAGAGCCUGGAGGACAUUGCCCAGGGGCUCUCGCUCCUGAUGCAGGCGGAGCAGAAGCAGGCUUUCCUGGAGGCUUUCCAGACAAAGACAUGUCGCAGGCAGGAUGCUGAGGACCUGAGGGACGACACAGCUUUCUUGGACCAGGUGAUUGCAAGCACUGAGGAGCCUCAAGACGCAGCCGGGGAAAUCUACAUCGACAGGCAGUGCAUGGAGAGCAAAGUAGACUGGAUGCAAAGCGAGCUGAACAAAAUCGUGCACGUGAUGGAGUGCUUGAAGAAAGUCAAUGUUGGUAAAAGAGAAGACAUCACUGAGAUCGAGCGGGACCACCUCACCUUCUACAGCCACCUGCAGGACACUGAGAGUUACGACCUCUACGAGGGCGAGUACCUCAAGUACCCCGUCGCCAUCAAAACCUUCAAGAGGCCGCUGACCACCGACCCGGCGAAGGUGAGAGACAUCUUCGAGAAGGAGGUUCAAACCCUGAAGAAGUUUGAGUCUCCAAACAUCCUGCGCAUGUACGGGAUCUGCAUUGAGGAGACAGAUGGGAGCCCCUGCUUCUCCAUCGUCAUGGAGUACUGUAAGCACGGGACGCUGCGGGAUGUGCUGACCAAGCAGCGGCACCUCUCCUGGGAGGUCCGCAUCCGGAUGGCCCUGGGGGCUGCCAGAGGCCUUUACAGGUUGCACCAGACGGAGGAGAAGUCCCGACUCCACGGCUGCAUCUGCAGUAGCAAGUUCCUGGUGGCCGGGGAUUACUGUGUGAAGCUGUCGGGAUUUGAGCUGUGUGAAACGGAGUCGUCCAUCAAGAGGAAAGCCAAGAAGAACUGGAAACAAGUCUCUAUGUUGGCUUACGUCUCCCCUGAGAACCUGAAAGACAUCAACUACCCCUACAAGAGGGCCUGUGAAAUAUACAGCUUCGGGAUCGUGCUGUGGGAGAUCGCGACCUCCAAAAUCCCAUUUGAAGGCUGCACUCCUGAGGAGAUCAUGGAGAAAAUCUGCAACCACCAUUACCAGGAUCCUGUUGGGGAAGAUUGUCCUGAAGAUCUGCGGAAAGUCAUUGACCAGUGCCGGGCCUUUGAUCCUUCCCAACGCCCUUCUGCUGAGGAGAUUGUGGACUCACUGUCUGACCUGCAGAAGAGCAGAAACCAAGGAAUUUAACUGUGGGGAACAGGGUCGGGUGACGAAAA
Messenger RNA from Tyto alba (common barn owl), 3132 nucleotides. RefSeq names its product mixed lineage kinase domain like pseudokinase (gene MLKL). Gene Ontology annotation, molecular function: ATP binding; protein kinase activity. Lineage: Eukaryota; Metazoa; Chordata; Aves; Strigiformes; Tytonidae. Gene Ontology annotation, biological process: cell surface receptor signaling pathway; protein phosphorylation. The record is from RefSeq and is a predicted model, not a curated record. The transcript is spliced from 10 exons. Bases 1646 to 3103 code for a protein of 485 amino acids.